GCUGUCGGAUGAAUUUGGUCAGUCAGUCGGCGAGUGACCUUUUUGCAUAGCGCAUUUGAAAUCUCUCCGGAUGGUGUUGCAGCCUCUCGUGUUUGAUAGAAAAUGCACCUGAUCUAGCGCCACGCUAAACAUGCAGUCUGAUUAUUCGACCAUUGUGCAAUAUAUUUGACCUGUUCCAAGCGGGGGAUUGGUGUGCGAAUAAAUUUCCAAGAUAUAGUGAAGAAGUGCAAUGGGGUUGUGCAUUUGAGUUGUGCUCUUGCACUGUUCUGUGUAUCGCCGUUGGGGAGCAGCCGUAAACCAUGCAACAAUGCACGAAUUCUGACACGGAGCUGUGGAAAAAUCGCUCAACCAUGCGUUACGAGGAUUUUACAGCGGAAACCGGUGCAAAUCAAUGCUCUUAUAUGGACAUUGACGCGAUCUACUUUCAACUCUUGCUUCUGCUGAAACAAGUUGAAUCGAAAAAGCGUACAAAACAUUUGCUAACUUCUAACAAAUAUUUUAAAGGCAUAACCAAAGGGAUGAUGCCGAAUUUCUACGACAGCUCACGCCCGACAAUGGUGCCCACUAGCUCGGCUGUUCUUGGGGCACCCACCCAAGGUGGCAAUGAACAGCUACUUAAGAAGCCCCCAAUUAGUCAGUUUGACCUGGAAGCAACCCUGCAGGCAGUGGAUAACGAGGUACUGGAAGGCGAGGAAGGAAGCUGUCCAUUGUGCAAUAAAACUUUCAGUAGGAAAACUUCACUGCUUAACCAUAUUCGCAACCACACGGCAGAGAAGAAGUAUGUUUGCGAAUUUUGCCAGAAAGGUUUUUCUCAGCAAGCAAAUCUUCGAAAUCACAUUCGUAUUCAUACCAAUGAGCGGCCGUACGUGUGCAUUGAUUGUGGAAAAGCAUUUACUCAAAUAACCAAUUUGAACAAUCAUCGACGCUUGCACACCGGAGAGCGACCAUUCGUCUGCAUUGAGGCCAACUGUGGACGAUCAUUUGCCCAGGUGACAAAUCUCAACAACCACAUGAAGACACACCACAAAACGCAACAGUACGUAUGCAAUCAGUGCCCCAGGAGGUUCUACCAGGCAACCCAGUUGAACCUGCACCUAAUCUCGGAGCACAGUAGCACAAAAACGUUUUUCUGUCCCCAGUGCCCCGACAAGCACUUCAAAUCUCAGUCGCUCUUCCAGCACCAUCUCAAAAUUCAUGGCUCCAAUUUCGGGUUCCCUUGUCCCAAGUGUGACGAGAGAUUCAUCCAAGAGUCUCAUCUGAUACUGCACAUGACCCAUCAGCACGGAGAUUUCGCGUGUAACAUGUGCCCGAUGACAUUCAAGGAUGAGGUUCUGCUGAAAAAGCACGUCCAGAGGCACCUGGACGGAAGAUUGCUGACUUGUCCGGUACUCGGCUGCAACGAAGGUUUCACCAUGAAGAACCAUCUAACUAAGCACAUGCAGAUGCGCCACCCGGCGAUAGACAUCAAGAAGGGAAGCACACCUGCCGCCAUUGCCGCCUCUAAGCCACCGAAGCAUUGCUGCCAUUAUUUCAACUGUAACGAGUCGUUCGAUACCUCGGAUGGGCUCAGCAAUCAUCUGCGGGUGGUUCACGGCUUACCGAUUCUGCUGCCGGAUGAAAAGAAGCAACUGUUAUCUCCGCCGCCCCCGGCACAACAACCUCAAUCUACAACCCAACCUCAGCAACAACAACAACAGCAGCAGCAGCAACAACAACUUCCCCCACCACCUCAUCAACAUCCGGGAGUUGGCAACGGACAAGCCGAAAUCAGCGGCCCGAUGUACCCGCCGGCGGCUCUAUUAGGGGCCAGCUUCCAGUCCUACCAGCAACAAAUCAACGAAGCUCACCAGCUGGCACUGGCCAGCUCGAUUGCUUUGAAUGAAAAGCACAAACUUGGUUCGGACACAGAAAUGGUCCACGCUAGGGAUGAAAUGUCACACCACCAGCAGCAACAGCAUCAGCAACAACACCCUCACCUGAAUGGGAAAAUUGAUGUUGGACAGAAUAUAGAAGACCGAGUUAACAACCUGAGCCGGAUCAAGUCCGAGCUGCAGAACAACAUUCAGAUGAAUCUGUUCGGCCUGACCAACCAGAUGGGCAUCGGUGCGCCGCUCAAACUGGUGUGCAGCUACUGUUACAACGUGUACAAGACGCCUCAGACCCUGUCCAGGCAUAUAGAGAAGUUUCACAGUUAAAUUCUCUUUCCGUUUUUUGCCAUUGUCUAUGUAAAUUGCGCAUUUGUUUUUUUUAAGCUUCCGAUCGCAAUAUGUUGGUUGGUGAUAUACAUAUGUAACUAGAUGGAGAUUAUUCGAAGUAUGAAAAUUUGUCACAGAAAAAUACUUGUCAGUUUUAUAGCGAGAAAUUAAAUUGAGAAACAUGUUAAGGCCAGAAUUUGUUUUCAAAGCCGUUGCUACAAAAUUUGAUAGAAGGGAAAAAGUUCAUAACAUCAGAAUUUCGCUAGUCGUUUUAGAACCUGCAAGUUAUCUUUUACGCUACCACCUAAAAGGCAGGGACGAAAAUUACAUUACUUAUUAGUAGGUACCUUAGAAAUUUAUUGGAUUAAAGAUCUGGAAUCAUAUUUAUUUAACAACCCAAUCGAAUCAUUACCGAUACUGAUGACAGCUCGUCGAUCAACACGUUGCGAUCGGUUGCCAACAAUCGGAAAUUUAACGAUUAGCAAAAACUUAAACUUAAAGUACAAAUCGCAUCUCACACACAAAAGCACAACCCGUCAUGCCGAAAUGAAUCGCGCUCGGCCGACCGGUUGUCCUUUUGUCACGGUUAUUGAAAGUUUUAAAUACAAUGUAACGCAAAUUCAAGAAAAAUGUUCUUACAAAAUGUCACGUGCAAAACAUCGAUUACUUAGGCGCAUUAGCGAUUAGGACGGACUUUCAUCUGGUGGGUAGCAGUGGUUUUUUUAUUCGAUGUAGAUGAAUGGCAAAAGAAGAAAUCUAUGCUUAAUCAGAACGCCCUAUUUAGCGAUAGAUGACUUAAACAUAGGUUAUUCAAUGUUUAUGCAAUAGUAUUUUCUUGAUGAUAAAUUACCACAAAUUCGCGAUCGCGACAUUUGUUCAACUGUGAAAGAAAAUUUAUCAAUCGAUGAAAUAUAAAAAUAUUAUUAUACAUACGCGAAGGUAAGAAAAACGAUGUUUAGAAAAGUGCGAAUGAUUGACCUUAUGUGGAUCAAAGCGCAAACAUGUCUAAUGUUUUUUGGGAUAGAAUUUAUGAAAAAUUAUUUUUGUAUUUAAGAAACUGUACGUUGUUCUAUUAAGGCUAUAUUGUGGAUCAAAAAAUAAAACAAAAAUCUGUCUAGUCAAAAACAAAAAGGAGAGU
This is a messenger RNA of Uranotaenia lowii, 3333 nucleotides long. Its product is annotated as zinc finger protein 260-like. Gene Ontology annotation, cellular component: transcription regulator complex; PcG protein complex; nucleus. Bases 300 to 2195 code for a protein of 631 amino acids. The transcript is spliced from 13 exons. Lineage: Eukaryota; Metazoa; Arthropoda; Insecta; Diptera; Culicidae. The record is from RefSeq and is a predicted model, not a curated record. Gene Ontology annotation, molecular function: DNA-binding transcription factor activity, RNA polymerase II-specific; RNA polymerase II cis-regulatory region sequence-specific DNA binding. Gene Ontology annotation, biological process: regulation of transcription by RNA polymerase II.